AUGCCCCUCUGCCACCCGGAGAUCUACGCCCACACCGGCGUUAAGCCUCCGCGCGGCGUUCUCCUCCACGGCCCGCCCGGCUGCGGCAAGACGAUGCUGGCGGGCGCGUUGGCCGGCGAGCUCAACGUGCCCUUCCUCUCGAUUUCGGCGCCCUCGAUCGUCUCGGGCACCUCUGGCGAGUCGGAGAAGACGCUGAGGGACACGUUCGACGAGGCUGCGUCGAUCGCGCCGUGCAUCCUCUUCAUCGACGAGAUCGACGCCAUCACGCCAAAGCGUGAGACGGCGCAGCGCGAGAUGGAGCGGCGCAUCGUGGCGCAGCUGCUGACCUCGCUCGACGACCUGUCCUGGGACAAGACCGACGGCAAGCCCGUCAUGAUCAUCGGCGCCACCAACCGGCCCGACUCUCUCGACCCUGCCCUCAGGAGGGCGGGGCGCUUCGACCACGAGAUCGCGUUGGGGGUACCGGACGAAGACGGUCGCGAACAGAUUCUCCGAGUCCUGGCCGGCAAGCUGCGCCUCUCGGGCGGCUUCGACUUCCGUGCUCUGGCCAAGGCCACUCCGGGCUUCGUCGGUGCCGACUUGACGGCGCUGACGAGCGCAGCAGGCAUCAUUGCCGUCAAGCGGAUAUUCCGUCAGCUUGGCAUCGAAGGCGCGCUGCCUCCGCCGGGCGAUGUCGCUAGCUUGGCCGCGCCUGCGGAGGCGGCGUCCUCGGCGGACGCCCCAAACCCUCAAGCCUUUGCAUCGGCGGACGUCGAGAUGAGCUCUGCCGAUGCAGAUGCCACCAAAGCUCCGAGCGAGGCAGAAGCCACGGCGCAGCAACCAGCGCAAUCGCAACCGCAAGUUGAUCAGCCUGGGCCGCCUCACACGCCUCCCGCCGCCGCCGCGUCCGACGCGUCCAGCAAGGUUGUGACGGUCUCGUCUGGCGUCCAGCCGGCCAGCAGCUUCUUUGAUGCUCUACCCGAGUCGCUGAGGGACUCUUCGAUCGCCACCUUCCUUCGCACGCACCCGCUGCCGCUCAGCAGCGCCGAGCUCGAGCCGCUCUCGAUCUCCAACGACGACUUUGUCGAGGCGCUGCCGUCGGUGCAGCCCUCUUCGAAGCGCGAGGGCUUCGCCACGGUGCCCGACGUGUCGUGGGCCGAUGUCGGCGCGCUGCACGACACGCGCGAGGAGCUGUCGAUGGCCAUUGUGCAGCCGAUCCGCCGGCCGGAGCUCUUCCGCGCCGUCGGUGUCAGCGCCAGCUCUGGCGUGCUGCUGUGGGGCCCGCCGGGGUGCGGCAAGACGCUGCUGGCCAAGGCGGUGGCCAACGAGUCGCGGGCCAACUUUAUCAGCGUCAAGGGGCCCGAGCUGCUCAACAAGUACGUCGGCGAGAGUGAAAAGGCGGUGCGCCAGGUGUUUGCACGCGCGCGCACGUCUUCGCCGUGCGUCAUCUUCUUUGACGAGCUCGACGCGCUGGUGCCGCGGAGGGACGAUGCGCUGUCCGAGUCGUCGUCGCGCGUGGUCAACACGCUCCUGACGGAGCUCGACGGGCUCGAGUCGCGCGUCCAGACCUACGUCAUCGCCGCCACCAACCGGCCGGACAUGAUCGACCCGGCCAUGUGCCGACCGGGAAGGCUGGACAAGCUCCUCUACGUCGACCUGCCCUCGCCCGCCGAGCGCGUCGAGAUCCUAAAGACGCUCACGAAAAAGUCGCCGCUGGCCGAUGCCUCGAACGUGGCCGAGGCCGGCGACGUCGUCGACCUGCGCGCCGUCGCCCAAGACGCCCGCGCCGACGGAUUCAGCGGAGCCGACCUGGCCGCCCUCACGCGCGAGGCGGCCGUGACGGCGCUGCGCGAGACGAUCCAGUUCUCCAUGUCGCUCGACGCCGACCCGCCAGGCCGCUUGCCGCCGUCUUCGUCGUUGGCGUCGUCAGCGGACAGGGUGGCCAGCGUCGUCAUCACCCAGCGCCACUUUUCGCGCGCCCUCGACAAGGUCCAGCCGAGCGUCAGCCUGGCCCAGCGGAAAAAGUACGCCAACCUCCGCAGCCGGCUCAGCGGUCUGCCCACGGGGCCGGCCGCGGCAAAGGAAGACGUCAAGCCGCCCACGACGACGGCGGGCGAGGGCGCGGCCGCGUCGUCCGACGACGCACCUGCUGCCGUCCCCUCGGCUUAG
This is a messenger RNA of Pseudozyma flocculosa PF-1, 2148 nucleotides long. RefSeq lists its product as uncharacterized. The transcript is spliced from 2 exons. NCBI's taxonomy places the organism in Eukaryota, Fungi, Basidiomycota, Ustilaginomycetes, Ustilaginales, Ustilaginaceae. The record is from RefSeq and is a predicted model, not a curated record. Gene Ontology annotation, biological process: ribosome biogenesis. Bases 1 to 2148 code for a protein of 715 amino acids. Gene Ontology annotation, molecular function: ATP binding; RNA binding; ATP hydrolysis activity. Gene Ontology annotation, cellular component: nucleus.